Molecule: messenger RNA, 616 nt
Organism: Aplosporella prunicola CBS 121167
Lineage: Eukaryota; Fungi; Ascomycota; Dothideomycetes; Botryosphaeriales; Aplosporellaceae
Exons: 1
Coding region: 1-471 (156 amino acids)
Source: RefSeq, a predicted model, not a curated record
AUGAACGCUAACCAGCAAAAUACGCAGGUAGGCAUGAAAAGUUACUCGCAGGAUAUGCAGAUAGGCGCGACCACCAGUCCAGACUCGCACGGCCACGGCAUCCUCGCAGAAGGCGUGCACCUCGAAGAUAACACCCAGAACACUCCGCCAGGCCCCUACGGCCGCAGCCUCAAGAGCCAGCGCUCGUCGAAAAGCCUCGCCAAGUCCGCGCUCAGCUUCAUGGCGCAGACGCGCUCGCGGCUUUCGAACAAGCUCUCAACCAGCACACUGCCCAGUCCGCGCCUGAACAACAGCGUCAGCGCCGGCGAGCUCGGCUACUGUUACGGUUCGCGUUCACGCCCCCUAAGCAUCCAGACGGGCGGCCUGGGCGCGUACGCCGCUGACGCCGUCCAGCGUAGGCACUCCUGCUCACCCGUAUGUCUACGAGGAGGCGGCGUGGGCGUUUCCGCCCCGCCACAACCGCUCGCUUAGAGAACAAGCGGCCUUGUACCGUAAUCGCUGCGCGAGCUUGUUCGUGCCGUAGCAGGCGCGUGAGGACGAGAUAAGUGGUAUGGAGGUGCCGAAGAGGCGCCCGAACAAGUUGAGGAAGAAGCCAAAUUUUGCUUUUCCCUUGUAG